UUACAUGGUGUAGCCUGUAUGACAGCGAGAUUAAACUAGUUUGUUAUACAUUUAAGAGAAAAUUAACUGUGGUCAACAAAUUAGUACUCACUGUUUUCUAUUCGUAUUGGAUACAGAGGGUCACUCAUUCUCUUGGCAUUCGAGAGAAGGCGGCUCAGCGAUGUUACGUCACUGUGUUACAGGCUGGCUCAAGGGUUUGGGCAGCCCAUAAAGUGAGCGUGGAGCGCACAGUUCCUCGGAGAAAGAGGGAAUGUAUGGAGAGCUGCGCAGGACAAUAGCUGGAUUGAGAGGUCAGCCGUUUCUGAAAAGAAGUCUGGACCUGUCGUGUGUGAAGUAUCCUGGUGUUGCACCGAACUGCUGGACAUACCGUUGAUUGCAUUGCCUUCAAGGGACCAGCUUGACAUCGCCUACAAAUUGAAGGUCGAAACCCCACCUUGGUUAACAACCCUGCAUUAGUGUGUUUCACGUGAAGGCAAGGUGAAGAAGAGUUGGACAGAAAGAAGACAAUCAGAAAACAUGGCCGGAAACUCAGCACUGUCCUCAAGCGACAAGCGCUUUCUCAUCUUUUUCGACUUUGACGAGACCAUCGUGGAUGAGAGCAGUGAUGAUGUGGUGGUGCAGGCAGCCCCAGGGCAGUACCUCCCAGGCUGGCUGAAGGACACCUACCAGCCAGGCCACUAUAAUGAGUACAUGCAGCGUGUGCUGGCCUACAUGGCAGAGUCCGGGGUCACCGAGAGUGCCAUCCGUGCCAUCAUCGAAAAGAUCCCUGCCUCCCCUGGCAUGCUGACCCUCUUCAAGUUUCUGCGCACCCGACAGGACUUUGAGAUGGUGCUGGUGUCGGAUGCCAACACGUUCUUCAUAGAAUCCUGGCUCCGUCGCGUGGGAGCCCGCCAGCUUUUCGGCAAGAUUUUCACCAACCCUGCCACCUUCAACCAAGACGGACGUCUCAUGCUGCGCCCCUUCCACUCCCACGGCUGCCAGCGUUGCCCUGAGAACAUGUGUAAGCAGGUGAUAGUGAAGGACUUUGUCGCACGCAGAACGCAGGAGCGAGGGAAGGCGUUCCAGAGGGUGUUUUACGUGGGUGACGGUGCCAACGACUUCUGCCCAUGUCUGACCCUGAGCCCUCAGGAUGUGGCAUUCCCUCGGCGGGAUUAUCCCAUGCACCGGCUUAUCACAGAAAUGCACGAGGCAAGGCCAGGGGAGUUCAAGGCGGUCACUGUGCCAUGGGUCAGUGGGGAGGAUGUGAUUCUGCGACUUAGGAAGCUGGCAGAGGAAAAAUGAAUCUGAAAAAUGAAUCCCCCAUACACACACACCAUACACAGACACACACAAACUACUCUGAAGACACAUUCAUUCACGGAUAUAUACAUAUUUAAAAGAUGAUAUACUGUUAAUAUACACACACAUACAGCAAAUUAAACAAACACAAAACAUUUAAUGGCUCACACAAUCAGACUGCAAAAAAAGAGGAUCUUCUCACAGUUGGGACAGUUAGCAAGAGGCUCAGACCACCUCGUUAUGGUUCGGUCCAAAGGCCAAUCAAAGACAGAAGCCUAAUAAAAACAUCAACUCUGUCAAUGAUUAAGGAGAUCUUUACAGUAGUUGAUCGACAAGAUAGUAGACUAAUAAAUCUGACUUACAUUGACUAAAAAGGGAAAUAUUACUAAAGAUAAAUUAUUGACCAAGCUGUUUACCCUAGGUGUGUGUAAAUGGUAAAUUAAGAACCAAUAUGUGCCGCCAUUUAUCUGUGUUCUAUUGUUACUUUAAAACCAAGCCUUAUUGCUGUUGUGAUUAACUGCCACUUUGGGUCAGUGGGGCAAUCAUCCCUGUUACUGAUUGCCUUAUUCUUUGAUAAUGACUCUAUCUAGCCAGGGCAAUUUUAUUAUUAGCCAUUUAAGUUAUUAAUAAGAAACUGAUGCUUGCUCAAUUGUGUUGGAAAGUGGAAUACCAGUACUGGAAAUAUAUUAAGUUGCAAUGCUGCCAUCUACUGGCAAUUGUAUAAGCUGCACAUGCUUUUUGGAAGUGAAACAGUAAUGAGUAUACUCGUGGUAGGUGAAAUAUAAAACCCAAAUCAAUAAUAUUAGACCUAGAUUUAUAUUUAUAUAGGCUAGGAAACUGUAUAACUAAUGUACUGUGUGUUAUAAUUGGGUACAUUAUAAGUAUUAGCAUGUGAAAUCAUUAUUUGUAUGUUUGUAUCUGUGCGUCCAAUGUACUGUACUUAACACCAGCAGGAAUAUAAAGCCAUUCACUGAAAA
Molecule: messenger RNA, 2255 nt
Organism: Osmerus eperlanus (European smelt)
Lineage: Eukaryota; Metazoa; Chordata; Actinopteri; Osmeriformes; Osmeridae
Gene: phospho1
Product: phosphoethanolamine/phosphocholine phosphatase 1
Exons: 4
Coding region: 517-1281 (254 amino acids)
Molecular function (GO): phosphatase activity
Source: RefSeq, a predicted model, not a curated record